Bactrocera neohumeralis is the source of this 549-nucleotide messenger RNA. It is a transcript of the gene hoip, whose product is annotated as NHP2-like protein 1 homolog. Gene Ontology annotation, cellular component: box C/D methylation guide snoRNP complex; nucleolus; precatalytic spliceosome. Gene Ontology annotation, molecular function: RNA binding. The transcript has 3 exons. NCBI's taxonomy places the organism in Eukaryota, Metazoa, Arthropoda, Insecta, Diptera, Tephritidae. Bases 87 to 470 code for a protein of 127 amino acids. The record is from RefSeq and is a predicted model, not a curated record. Gene Ontology annotation, biological process: mRNA splicing, via spliceosome; maturation of SSU-rRNA; ribosome biogenesis.
CUCAGUGAAUCCAAGUUAAAUAUUAGCCGAGAGGUUGCGUUGAAUUUUUUAAAUUUUUACUAAAAUAACAGCUAAUUUAUAUCAAAAUGACCGAAGAAGUCAGUCCAAAAGCAUUCCCGCUUGCUGAUGCUCAACUCACGGCGAAGAUAAUGAACUUAUUGCAGCAAGCGCUAAACUACAAUCAACUCCGGAAGGGAGCCAACGAAGCCACUAAGACCCUUAAUCGGGGACUUUCCGAUAUUAUUGUAAUGGCUGCUGAUACAGAACCAAUCGAAAUCCUUUUGCAUUUGCCCUUAUUAUGUGAAGAUAAAAAUGUUCCCUACGUGUUUGUACGUUCCAAGCAGGCAUUGGGACGUGCAUGUGGCGUAUCUAGACCAAUUGUAGCGUGUUCGGUUACAACAAAUGAUGGCUCACAGCUAAAAUCGCAAAUCCAAUCAAUUCAGCACGAAAUUGAAAGACUUCUAGUUUAAUGUGAUAAACCAUGUAUUCAAACUAAGAUGUACAAAUAAAAUAUACUUUGUGAAAUAAAAAUAUCUCUCAUAAAAUGAA